UUGCUUUCGUGGGAGCAUGUGGAGCUGGUCGCAGAGCUAUCAGGAUGUCCACCUCCAUCGGAUCCAGCAACUUGCCAGUAUAGUUACCAUAGCAAGUAUCGUUCCAUAAACGGCAUGUGCAACAACAGGAAGAAUCAUCUCUGGGGAGCAGCCAACAUCCCUUUAAAAAGGUGGCUUCCACCUCAAUAUGAAGAUGGGGUACGACAACCCAAAGGUUGGAAUGCAGGAAGGCUCUAUAAUGGAUUUGAGCUUCCCAAGCCAAAGGAAGUCAGCAUAAAGAUCAUGGGGAGUUCUAUCAAAUGUGAAGACGAUGCCUACUCUCACAUGCUUGUGGAGUGGGGCCAAUACAUUGACCAUGACAUAACGUUCACCCCUCAAAGCCCCGGGAAACCCGGAGAUGACUGCCUGAACUCUUGUAAAAAUGUACACCCCUGCUUUCCAAUCCAGGCACUUGACAACCUCCCAAGUGCACAAAGCUGCCUGCCUUUCAAUCGCUCUUUACCAGCUUGUUUCAAUGGCUUUGGGCGUGACAUCUUACAAGCCGUGCAGCAACAACAGAUGAAUGCCAUCACAUCUUUCAUUGAUGGAUCAGUCGUGUAUGGCUCCGGGCCAAAAGUCAACAACUUACUGCGAGACCUCUGCGGCUUGAAUGGGAAACUCACUGUUAAUGAACAUAUUAUGGACCCCAAAGGAAGACCCUAUUUACCUUUCGAAGAAUCUCUCCAAUCAGUCUGUCUGCAUGGUGAGGAAAAUGUGGCAUGUUUCCGCGCUGGAGACAGUCGGGUCAAUGAGGGUCUGCCUCUGACCAGUUUGCAUCUGCUGUGGCUGAGGCAACACAAUCAAAUAGCCGAGACACUUAAACACCUCAAUGGUCACUGGAAUGCGGAGACCAUAUAUGAAGAAACACGCAAGAUUAUUGGGGCUCUGCACCAGAUUAUAACCAUGAGAGAUUAUGUUCCAAAAAUAAUUGGGAAAGAGUUUUUUGACAAUUACAUUGGACCAUAUGAAGGAUAUGAUCCAACUGUGGACCCAUCUGCCUCGAAUGUUUUUGCCACGGCGGCAUUCCGGUUUGGUCAUGCAACGAUCUCCCCAGUCGUCAGGAGACUCAAUGCAAGCUACCAGGAACAUGAAAGUUUCCCCAGUUUAAAGCUGCAUGAAACCUUCUUCACUCCAUGGCGAAUCAUCGAAGAAGGUGGGAUUGACCCAAUCCUGAGAGGUGCACUUGGAACGCAAGCAGCUGUCCCUCAUUCAAACAAAUUGUUGACAGACGAACUGACAAAGAGGCUGAUUGUUUUAUCUAUUCCACAAGAUAUGGACCUGGCUUCAUUGAACCUGCAGAGAGGGCGAGAUCAUGGACUCCCAGGAUACAACGAUUGGAGAAAUUUUUGUGGACUGGAGCGCAUCAGGACACUGGAAGAUUUUAAACGGGUUGUAAGUGAUGCCAGCGUUGCAGAGAGGAUACUUCAACUGUACAAACACCCUGACAACAUUGACAUAUGGCUCGGAGGACUUGUUGAGACAUUUUCGUCAGGCUCAAGAACCGGUCCUGUGUUUUCAUGCCUGAUUGCAAAGCAGAUGAAAGCACUUCGUGACGGUGACAGGUUUUGGUGGGAGGCAGACGGUAUGUUCAGCCAAGAGCAGAGGGAUGAACUUCUAAAAGUUUCACUGUCUAAGAUCAUAUGUGAAAAUACUGACAUCACAGAGGUCCCACCAGAUGCCUUCAUAUUUGGGAAGUACCCCUCGGGUUACGUCUCAUGUAACAAUUUACCAGCAAUGAAUUUGGAGGCGUGGCGAGAGGAAAAUAGUGAAGAUUUAAAACAAUGUGACUCUCCUGGCCAGAUUGAGAAUGGUGAUUACAUACUGUUCAAGAUAGCUGGCAAAUUGGUGGCCCUGUAUUCCUGUUACCAUGGCUUUAAACUAACAGGAAAUGCCUUGAUUGCUUGUGAAGGAAAUCAAUGGAACAACAAAUUUCCACAUUGUGACGGAAUCUUUUGAAAGUUGGCGAGACAAUGGAGCAGACCUCUCCACCCCAUCCCCACCACAGGAAACACCGGAAUCCUCCUCCGGUUUAAAAAAAACGAUGCCUUUCGAAUUGUGUACCAAGUGACAGUUGAAAACAAAAUUUGGAGUGAAAUGUUUUGAUUCGUUUGCAGAUUAACUAGCCACCUAGAAAGUUUAGGGGAAAAAAAGCUACCGGUAAAUGUCAUCUGUCCAAAACUUCCACUGUUGUCCAAAGCAUGUCACAUUUGUUUGGCAAGAAGUUGCAGCCUUCAUGUUUGUUUCUCAUUAAAGUUAAGAUCCAGGUUCCAUGCCGAAUGAUAAUGAUGAAACUUUUUUUUUCAUGACAAAACACUUGUCUGACAAGUGUAUGUAUCUUGUAAGGGACCAUAACUUAUUAUUGCAAAUUGAUAUUUUGUUCUCACAGGGUACCAAUAUCCCUGAUACAAUCCCUCAGUGCACAAAUGUACCAAUUGAGGUGUCUUACAAGUAGGUCAAACUAAAUAAAAUACUUAUUCAGAUACUUUCAUUCAGUAAUUCAUUAUUCAGUUUAAUAACAGUGGUUUAAUUGGAGACUCUAAAUUGCUCCGAGAUGUAAAUGUUAGUGAGAAAAGUUUGUUUCACACCUGUUUGUGACCUGUGAUUGACUCACAUCUUGCCUAAAGUCAACUGUGAUGGGCUCAUUUUACCCAUGAGGCGGAAAAGCUGCAUAGAAAAUGGAUGUACUCUAUCGUGCGUGGUGUUAAAAAAUGUAAAACGUUUUGUUGCAACAGCCUUUUUUUUUUUUUUUUUUUUAAAUUUUUCUCUUUAUUGUUCAUUGCAAA
Molecule: messenger RNA, 2822 nt
Organism: Hippocampus zosterae (dwarf seahorse)
Lineage: Eukaryota; Metazoa; Chordata; Actinopteri; Syngnathiformes; Syngnathidae
Gene: tpo
Product: thyroid peroxidase
Exons: 10
Coding region: 115-1995 (626 amino acids)
Biological process (GO): response to oxidative stress
Molecular function (GO): heme binding; peroxidase activity
Source: RefSeq, a predicted model, not a curated record